Messenger RNA from Daphnia magna, 2128 nucleotides. RefSeq names its product adiponectin receptor protein. The coding region runs from base 243 to 1637 and encodes 464 amino acids. The transcript has 5 exons. Lineage: Eukaryota; Metazoa; Arthropoda; Branchiopoda; Diplostraca; Daphniidae. Gene Ontology annotation, cellular component: plasma membrane. Gene Ontology annotation, molecular function: signaling receptor activity. The record is from RefSeq and is a predicted model, not a curated record. Gene Ontology annotation, biological process: adiponectin-activated signaling pathway.
UAACAACAAAGGACUACAGAAACGAGUUGAGCCUGUGACGGAUCAACAGCCCGAGAAUUUCGGCAACCCUCUAACGUUCCAAGGUUAUGUAAAUUUUCCACAACGUAUCGAAACUUCCUAGCUACUUUCGCUGAGCAGAAACUGAAGGCAAAUUACGUUAAAUUUCACGUCUAGGAAAAACCCUUUCGUGGCCAGCAACAAACGGAUAUGAUCUAAGCUAUUAAUGCAAACUGUCUUAAAGGAUGAGUGUGGACAUCGAUACAGAAGUCGUUGUUUCCGUACAAGAUUCCCCUAUCAUCCUGCUUUCCACCACAAAACUCCAGGAAGAUAAAGAUGAUCAUAAAACAUCUGAUGUCCUUCUGGAACUCAAGGAAAUUCCAUAUGCUGACUGUGAUUUAAAAAAUGAAGAGCCCCAUGAAACAGAUGUGCUCUUGGAUUCUGAGGGGGCAUGUGCAUUGAAUGAGGAAAACUCUGCUGAAAUUGUUCGGGAUGAAUCAGAUCUCAACCGAUUGUGCCAUGAGUUGAAGAAGAAACGUGGAUCCACCAUUGAUGUUGUUAACUGUGAUGAUACCACUGAGUCGAGUGAUUCAGGCAGUGUAGAUCAAUUAUCACUUCAGGAGUUACCUGGAGGUCAUUUGACCAUUUCAAAGAAUGCUGAUGCAGAAGAUACUGCUAUUGAAAUUGAGGAAGAUAAUGAGUUGUUUGAUUUUCGGGAGAUUGCGGCUGGAGCGAUGCGUCACGCAGAAGAAUUAAUUCGGCGGAUGAUGCUCACCGUCUCUUGGACAAUUUGUCAUUUCCAUGCUUUGCCCAAAUGGUUGCAGGAUAACGACUUUAUCUGGCAAGGUUACCGGCCACCUCUACCUUCCUUUUGGGAUUGCAUCAAAAGCAUUUUCAGCAUUCAUACCGAAACCGGCAAUAUUUGGACCCAUAUGCUUGGUUGCAUUGCCUUCCUGGGCGUUGGCGCAUUUUUCCUGAGCUGCUCUGAAGAAGAGAUACGCAACGAAGACAAAGUUGUCUUUUCGGCUUUCUUCACAGGAGCCUGCGUCUGCCUUGGUCUCUCCACCUGUUUCCACACGUUCCUCUGCCACUCGGAGUGGGCUGGUCAAUUGUUCAGUAAACUGGAUUACGUUGGUAUCGCUCUGUUGAUCAUGGGUUCUUUCGUCCCAUGGCUGUAUUACAGCUUUUACUGCGAUUUCUGGCCACGUAUUGUGUACGUCUGUGUUGAGAUCGUUCUUGGUCUGUCGUCCAUCAUCAUUUCGCUAUGGCCCAGAUUCGGAGAACCGAGAUACAGAUUUCUUCGAGCAGGCGUCUUUUUGAGCUUUGGAUUGAGCGGAGUAAUUCCAGCUGUUCACUAUUCAGUGCAAGAGGGCUGGAUCAAAGCCCUGAAUCAAGCCUCUUUGGGCUGGCUCAUCUUAAUGGGUCUCCUCUACAUCAUCGGAACCAUGUUCUACGCCUUGCGAAUCCCCGAACGCUUUUUUCCGGGAAAAUUUGACAUUUGGUUCCAGAGCCACCAAAUCUUCCACGUUUUCGUGGUUGCCGCAGCCUUCGUUCAUUACCAUGGGAUUUCCGAGAUGGCUAUGCACAGAUUGACGAUAGGUGAAUGCCCUCCACCACCUGUUGGUGAAUUGCGUUUUUAGUUCCCGCAAGAAUACAUAAAGUGCGUCAGUACCAACUGUGGAUUAGUGUACAACUAAAGUUUCUUAAAAUGUAGAGUUGUUUUAAGAUUCAAUGUUUUCUCGGUUUACGUAGCUCGCCGUCGUUCGGAAACAUGUCUCAACUUUUUUCCUUUUUUACCAUUGCCAUUACUACUUAAAGCAGCAAAGAUAUUCAUUAUUUGCGAUCUGAUUCGAUGGUGUUAGUAUCUUUUAUAAUGGCAACUCUGCAUGGAUUUUGUACAAACGUUUCUUUUUGCGUUAUUUUAAAAUUCUUUCUUUUAGAUACUUCUUGUUUGCCUCUCGUUGGCACUAUUUGUGUUAUUUUAGAACACCCAUUAUUGGUUAACCCAGCACCCGUCUGAGCCGGUAGUACCUCGGAAUGGGAAUUCCGACAGCAAAUACCAUAUCUUUUAAGAGAAGCUGAAAAUAUAUAUACUAUCAGAAAUACAUGUGUUGAUUACGUGUCAAACGAA